ACAGCCCGGCCGGAGCCGCCGCGGGAGCAGCGAGCCCCGGAGCGCCAUGGCCGAGAGAUGCGACGUGGUCGUGGUCGGGGGCGGCAUCUCAGGUCUCUCAGCAGCCAAGCUACUGACUGAGUCAGGCCUGAAUGUGGUGCUGCUGGAAGCCAAUGACAGAGUUGGUGGAAGAACUUUCACCGUAAGGAAUAAGCAAGUUAAAUAUGUGGACCUUGGAGGGGCUUAUGUGGGGCCAACACAGAAUCGUCUCCUGAGGCUCUCUAAGGAGCUGGGAAUAGAGACAUACAAAGUGAAUGAAGUUGAGCACCUGAUUCACCAUGUCAAGGGUAAAUCUUACACCUUUAAAGGCCCAUUCCCCCCUAUGUGGAAUCCCUUGGCCUACCUGGACUACAACAACCUAUGGAGGACCAUGGAUGAGAUGGGAAAGGAGAUUCCCAAUGAAGCUCCAUGGAAGGCUCCACGUGCAGAAGAAUGGGACAAAAUGACUAUGCAAGAUUUCAUAGAUAAAGUAUGCUGGACAAAAGCUGCCAAGAGUUUUGCAACUCUGUUUGUGAACGUGGAUGUCACUUCUGAGCCCCACGAGGUCUCUGCCCUUUGGUUUUUGUGGUAUGUGAAGCAGUGUGGGGGCACAGCACGGAUUUUCUCCACAACCAACGGGGGCCAGGAGAGGAAGUUUGUUGGGGGCUCUGGGCAGAUCAGUGAGAAGAUGAUGGAGCGCCUGGGCGGGCGGGUGAGGCUGCGCAAGCCCGUGGUGCGCAUCGAUCAGUCUGGGGAUGGUGUCAUCGUGGAGACCCUGGACCACGAGCUGUAUGAGGCAAAAUACGUGAUCAGUGCCAUUCCCCCAGCUCUCUGUUUGAAGAUUCAUUUCAACCCACCUUUGCCCCCAAUGAGGAACCAGCUCAUCAACAGAAUCCCCAUGGGCUCAGUCAUCAAAUGCAUCGUAUACUACAAGGAAACUUUCUGGAGGAAGAAGGGGUACUGUGGUACCAUGAUCAUUGAAGAUGAGGAAGCUGCAAUUGGUCUAACACUUGAUGACACUAAGCCUGAUGGCAGCUUUCCUGCCAUAAUAGGCUUUAUUCUUGCUCGGAAGUGCAGAAGACUGACAGGUCUCACCAAAGAAGAAAGGAAGACGAGGCUGUGUGAGCUCUAUGCAAAGGUUCUGGGAUCAGAGGAAGCUUUACACCCUGUGCAUUAUGAAGAGAAGAACUGGUGUGAAGAGCAGUAUUCUGGGGGCUGCUACACAGCCUACUUCCCACCAGGCAUAAUGACUCAGUAUGGAAGGAUCAUUCGGCAGCCCGUUGGCAGGAUUUAUUUUGCUGGCACAGAGACAGCCACUGAGUGGAGUGGGUACAUGGAGGGGGCUGUCCAGGCUGGAGAAAGAGCAGCCAGAGAGAUACUGUUUGCUAUGAGGAAAAUUCCAGACAGUGAAAUUUGGAAGCCAGAACCUGAAUCAGUUGAUGUGCCAGCUUUGCCCAUCACCACAACCUUCUGGGAGAGGAACUUGCCAUCUGUGCCAGGACUGCUAAAGCUGAUUGGAUUUUCCACUUUCCUCACCUCUGUGGCUGCAGCUGGGUUGUUUGCCUACAAAAAGGGACUCCUGGUUCGAAACUGAAAAAAAGACUGCCAAAGCUUUUGGAAAGCUCUCUCUGUCUUUACAGCCAUGUCUUGCUAUGAUUUUGCUCUGGACCUUCCCACCACUAUGGGAUUAAAAAAGGAUUUGCCACUGUUUUCUCAACAUUUCUACACAAAAGGAACAUGUGGCACCUUGUGGACACGGAUGCCAGGGUGAUGAGGGAAUUGACAAACGGAGGUAGAGAAUCAAGCUGCUUCCCUGUGGCUGGAGGGAACUUUUAGCACUGGCUUACAUUUUUUAAAUUGAAAUUCAUGCCAACCCUUUGAAGAGAGGAAUGAAGUCUGUUUUAAUGGAUAACCAGUCGUGCUGUACUCUUAAUAAAUUAACACAUUUGAUGAGACAACUGCUGUCAUGAAAGUUCCAAGAGUUUACCAGCUUUGUAAAAUGUACUAUAGGAACAACCAUAGAAAUAAUUGCAUUUGUCUCUUACAAACUGAACUGUGUUACCAUGCAUAUUUUGUAAUGCUCAUAAGAGUUUACAAAAAAAAAGAAAAAAAGAAA
Messenger RNA from Melozone crissalis (California towhee), 2134 nucleotides. It is a transcript of the gene MAOB, whose product is annotated as monoamine oxidase B. Gene Ontology annotation, molecular function: oxidoreductase activity. The coding region runs from base 47 to 1612 and encodes 521 amino acids. The record is from RefSeq and is a predicted model, not a curated record. Lineage: Eukaryota; Metazoa; Chordata; Aves; Passeriformes; Passerellidae. The transcript has 16 exons.